AACAGACAAAGGAAUAGAAAUAAACCAGGGGACAGAGAUUAAUGUAACUAAAAGACAGAGGUGACAAUAAAAGCUAAGGUGACUAACAACAAACUAAGGCAAAAUAAUACAUAAGAUGCCAAAACACAAGGACACAAACAAGCACAACUGUGACACCCACUGAUGACAGUAAAAGUUGUGGAAAGUUGUUUUUCUGACUUGCCACCAAAACAUGUAUAUUAUAUAGUUAUGUUGUCAUGCACUUCUGGCCACUGCAAUAUGCCUUUGGCAGAAAACCCAAAGCUUCGGUUUGGCUUGUGGGAGAGGACCAACCCCUCUGGCGUCAUUCUGCCAUUGCACAAAAUCUUCCCUUUCCACUUUGUGCUAUGGAAACUGCGUGUGUCACAAAGCAACAACUUCAUCAGCUGACAUCAAGGAAUGCAGGGCAACAAAUGCACAGAAGAUGCAGAGGGAGAUCCUGACAGGGUGGAUCCCUUUUACAAUCAAGGCAAAUUGGCAUGUGCCAUGUUUUUGGUUCUUUUCAUCCUGUCAUUUUUGGUAAUAGGAAUCGUAACAGGUCUCAACUUCUCCAAGAACCCACAGAGAGAUGAGAACAAAAGCCUUUUUUCUGAUGGAAAAACACCUAUUCCAUUCCAAUACAAAGGGCCCUGCUCGGAUGGUUGGAUUGCUUAUAAUAACAGCUGUUAUUUGUUAGUUGAAGCUUAUGAGACAUGGGAAUUAUCAAAGUCUCUAUGCCAUGAGCAUGGGGCGCACCUAAUGGUUGUGAACAGCGAGGAGGAGCUGGAGUAUAUUUUAAAAGUUGUUAAAAAGACGACCGACUACUGGAUUGGUCUUAAGAGGGAUGGAACGGGGAAAUGGAGCUGGGUAAAUGGAGACGGUUAUCAUUUAACUCCAAAUUUCUGGGAUAACGGUCAACCUGGUCGUGGUGAUGUGGAGUCUUGCAUUCACUUGAAUGGAAUCGAAACCGCACGUCUGAAGCUGUUACAUUAUGCUGACUGUAACAGUAAACUGUAUUAUAUUUGUGAACGCAAACUUAGAAAAGUGUAGUAUAUAAUAUAGGAAAAUUUUGCCAACUGAAUUAUGGUGCUCUGUGUGCAUAUCUCUGAUAUUUUUAGAUGUUUAUAAAGCUGAUAUAGAUGUUGUUUCAUCCUUUUAUUGACUAUUUAUUGAAAUCUAUGCCUAUCUGAUGCACAUUUAAUGUAAGGAAAAAUAUUAGAGGUUUUGUUAUGUGAUUCAAAUUCUAAUAAAAGUCCAUACUGCAUGUCUGCACAUAUUAAAGAAUCUCUAAACUGUGUAAAUUAUUGUAUAAUAUAAAAUUGCUGUUAUUAAAUACUACCCCACUGUUGGGAUAGAUUGUAACACUAAAAGAAAAUGUGGAUAUUUUAACACUUGUGCAUGCAUAUUUAUAUGGGAAUCAACUUUUCUUGUUUACAAUAAUCACCACAUCCCACCCAAACAUUUUAAUUGAAAACUAUUCAAAUGACAUUCAGCAAUUUUAAAUACAUAACAGAUGUGUGUGCAGUGUUUGUGUAUGUGUAUGUGCGUGUGUGCGUGCGUUCGUUCGUUCGUGGGUUCGUUUGUGCGUGCGUGUGUGUGUGUGUUUUAGUCACUUUUAUUGUGGCAACUUUAGAAAAUAAUGUUACAAUCCUUUCAAGUUUUUGUAAACAUGUAGAUAAAAAAGCAUGAGCUGAAGUUCUGUAUCAAAUAAAACAAGAGAACCUGCUUAUUCAAAUUUGUAAUU
Misgurnus anguillicaudatus (oriental weatherfish) is the source of this 1741-nucleotide messenger RNA. The record is from RefSeq and is a predicted model, not a curated record. Lineage: Eukaryota; Metazoa; Chordata; Actinopteri; Cypriniformes; Cobitidae.